Rhizophagus irregularis DAOM 181602=DAOM 197198 is the source of this 228-nucleotide messenger RNA. NCBI's taxonomy places the organism in Eukaryota, Fungi, Glomeromycota, Glomeromycetes, Glomerales, Glomeraceae. The record is from RefSeq and is a predicted model, not a curated record.
AUGUCUUCCCAAAAAUGUAAUAUAAUUGAAAUAGAAAAUGAUACUAAUUCAAUUAAUUAUGAUGAAUAUCAUGAUGCUAAUAACAAAAAUAAUUCAGCUUUUGAUCUUCUUUUGAUAUCUGAUAAUAUCAGAAAUCAAAGUACAAGUAAAAAAGUUAGUAGAUUCCCUACAUCAGAAAAGAGAUGUUCACUUGCAGUUGAAGUUGCAGAGACCGCUAAAUAUUUUUGA